CUCCGCGGAUUUUGUUUUGGUCAUGCAGAGGGACGGGGGUAUGGCCAUGGUGGUGGACAAGGGGAAGAACGUCGUCGAGGUCGGCGACGGGUGGAACCAGCACGGGUUCCCGCGGGGCUACCACUUCGUCCCCAAGGAAGUCGAGCUCAUCGGCUUCCUGGAGGAGCAGCAGGCCGGCCGCGCUCUCCCCGACCCGCUCCCCAACAUCUUCCACCACGUCAGGAUCCGAGACUACCACCCCGCCGAGCUCUACGAGAAGUACAAGGCGGACGAGGAGGCCGGGUACAUCUACUUCUUCGACCGCAGGGAGACGGGGGCCGGCGGCAAGCUUAAGAAGCCCGCACGAACCACCAAGGACGGCGGAUGGAAGGCCUCGGGCGGCGGCAAGGAGCUCACCAGCAAGAAGCGUGGCGGCGCGGUGGUCGGCUAUAGGCUCACCUUGGUCUUCUACCAGUACAUCAACAAAGACCUCCGCGACAAGACCAACUGGGCCAUCAAAGAGUACACCACCAACGGAACCGACGAUAAGGUAUGCUUGUGUUCAUGGUUGAAUCGAAUGCACUAGCAGAUCGAGCUUGAAAGCGAUCAGGCGAUGAAUCAAAUGAAAUAUUUAACUAGAUCCCCCCUU
This is a messenger RNA of Lolium perenne, 628 nucleotides long. The record is from RefSeq and is a predicted model, not a curated record. NCBI's taxonomy places the organism in Eukaryota, Viridiplantae, Streptophyta, Magnoliopsida, Poales, Poaceae.